This is a messenger RNA of Cajanus cajan (pigeon pea), 842 nucleotides long. Its product is annotated as ethylene-response factor C3. Gene Ontology annotation, biological process: ethylene-activated signaling pathway; regulation of DNA-templated transcription. Gene Ontology annotation, molecular function: DNA binding; DNA-binding transcription factor activity. NCBI's taxonomy places the organism in Eukaryota, Viridiplantae, Streptophyta, Magnoliopsida, Fabales, Fabaceae. The record is from RefSeq and is a predicted model, not a curated record.
UCUGUUACUCUUGUAUCCCUCCACACACCCAACACUUUCAAUGGAUUGUUCUUCCAUUCUUCAAUCUUCAAAUUCUUCACUCUCCUCAGAAUCCUCAUUGGGGUCCCCUCAUCACCACCUCCCCUUCAACGAAAACGAUCCCGAGGAGAUGCUUCUCUACGGCAUGAUCACAUCACACCAAGAAGGAACUCGCCCACGCAAAGUAAUCAAAGAAGAGGAGGUGAACUCCAACAACAACAAACACAAUAACAACAACAAUAACAAUAAGAGCUUCCGCGGCGUGCGGAAGCGGCCGUGGGGGAAAUUUGCGGCCGAGAUAAGAGACUCCACCCGGCACGGCAUGAGAGUGUGGCUUGGUACGUUCGACAGCGCCGAAGCCGCGGCGCUGGCGUACGACCAGGCCGCAUUCUCGGUUAGAGGCUCUAACGCCGUGCUCAAUUUCCCCGUUGAGAAGGUGAAGGAGUCUCUAAGGGACAUGAAUUGUAGCCAAGAUGGGUGCUCCCCCAUUGUGGCUUUGAAGAGGAGACACUCCCUUGGACGCAAAAUGGCUGCCAAAAAGAAGAAGGAGGAAGAAGAGAGUGAUGGUGUUAGGCUAGAGAAUGUGGUUGUGUUGGAGGACUUGGGGGCAGAGUAUUUGGAACACUUGUUGAUGAUGUCCUCCAAUGAUACUAGAUGCACUUGGUGAAUUGUGAUACCAAAUUGUGUUAUGUAGAACCAUUGUUUAAUCUUUGAUAUAUGCUUUGCAGCAAUGCUGUCUUAAUUUUAAUUUUAGGAAAAAACCAAUUAGUUAUUAGUCUUAUAGUUUUAGUCAAAAUAUUAUUAAGGUUCUUCUACUAUCGUAU